Molecule: messenger RNA, 3675 nt
Organism: Saccharomyces paradoxus
Lineage: Eukaryota; Fungi; Ascomycota; Saccharomycetes; Saccharomycetales; Saccharomycetaceae
Gene: RPB2
Product: DNA-directed RNA polymerase II subunit RPB2
Exons: 1
Coding region: 1-3675 (1224 amino acids)
Biological process (GO): DNA-templated transcription
Cellular component (GO): RNA polymerase II, core complex
Molecular function (GO): ribonucleoside binding; DNA binding; DNA-directed RNA polymerase activity
Source: RefSeq, a predicted model, not a curated record
AUGUCUGAUCUUGCAAACUCAGAAAAGUAUUAUGAUGAGGACCCAUAUGGAUUCGAGGAUGAAAGUGCACCAAUUACUGCAGAAGAUUCGUGGGCUGUUAUAUCCGCGUUUUUUCGCGAAAAAGGGUUAGUUUCCCAACAGCUUGACUCUUUCAAUCAAUUCGUAGAUUAUACCUUACAAGACAUUAUUUGCGAGGAUUCUACUUUGAUUUUAGAGCAAUUGGCACAACAUACCACCGAAUCGGAUAACAUCAGUAGAAAGUAUGAAAUUAGUUUUGGUAAAAUCUAUGUCACAAAGCCUAUGGUAAAUGAAUCUGAUGGUGUUACUCAUGCGCUGUAUCCACAAGAAGCACGUUUACGUAACUUGACAUAUUCAUCUGGUUUAUUUGUUGAUGUUAAAAAGAGAACGUAUGAAGCUGUUGAUGUUCCAGGUAGGGAAUUGAAAUAUGAAUUAAUCGCCGAAGAAUCUGAAGAUGACAGCGAAAGUGGAAAAGUUUUUAUUGGUCGUUUACCUAUUAUGUUAAGAUCAAAGAACUGUUACCUAAGCGAGGCUACAGAAUCAGAUUUAUAUAAAUUGAAAGAAUGUCCCUUUGAUAUGGGUGGUUAUUUUAUCAUCAACGGUUCUGAAAAAGUCUUAAUUGCACAAGAGCGUUCUGCAGGUAAUAUUGUUCAAGUGUUCAAGAAGGCCGCCCCAUCUCCAAUUUCUCAUGUGGCAGAAAUUAGAUCUGCUCUUGAAAAAGGUUCCAGGUUUAUCAGUACCCUUCAAGUCAAACUUUAUGGUCGUGAAGGUAGUUCAGCCCGUACCAUUAAAGCCACUUUACCAUAUAUCAAACAGGAUAUUCCUAUUGUAAUCAUAUUCAGAGCUCUAGGUAUUAUUCCAGAUGGUGAAAUUUUAGAACAUAUUUGCUACGACGUAAAUGAUUGGCAAAUGUUAGAAAUGCUUAAACCUUGUGUUGAAGAUGGGUUUGUUAUUCAAGAUCGUGAAACUGCAUUGGACUUUAUUGGUCGCCGUGGUACUGCCCUUGGUAUCAAGAAAGAAAAAAGAAUUCAGUACGCAAAAGACAUUUUACAAAAAGAAUUCUUACCUCAUAUUACUCAGUUAGAAGGUUUUGAAAGUAGAAAGGCAUUUUUCUUAGGCUAUAUGAUAAACAGAUUAUUACUAUGUGCUUUAGAUCGUAAAGACCAAGAUGAUCGUGAUCAUUUCGGGAAAAAAAGAUUAGAUUUGGCAGGUCCAUUAUUGGCCCAACUUUUCAAGACUUUAUUCAAAAAAUUAACUAAAGACAUUUUCCGUUAUAUGCAAAGAACUGUAGAGGAAGCCCAUGACUUUAACAUGAAAUUAGCCAUUAACGCAAAGACCAUAACAUCAGGGCUGAAGUACGCUUUGGCCACUGGUAACUGGGGUGAACAAAAAAAAGCCAUGUCUUCAAGGGCAGGUGUUUCUCAGGUUUUGAACCGUUACACUUAUUCUUCCACUUUAUCACAUUUAAGAAGAACAAACACUCCUAUCGGUCGUGAUGGUAAAUUAGCCAAACCACGUCAAUUGCAUAAUACACAUUGGGGGUUGGUCUGUCCUGCAGAAACUCCAGAAGGUCAAGCGUGUGGUUUAGUUAAAAAUCUAUCACUGAUGUCUUGUAUUUCUGUUGGUACAGAUCCAAUGCCUAUAAUCACCUUUUUAAGUGAGUGGGGUAUGGAACCACUAGAAGAUUACGUACCACAUCAAUCACCAGACGCCACAAGAGUUUUCGUUAAUGGUGUGUGGCACGGUGUUCACAGAAAUCCAGCCAGAUUAAUGGAAACCCUGAGAACAUUGAGAAGAAAGGGUGAUAUCAAUCCAGAAGUCUCCAUGAUUAGGGAUAUUCGUGAAAAGGAGCUAAAAAUAUUUACAGAUGCCGGUAGAGUUUAUAGACCAUUAUUUAUUGUUGAGGACGAUGAAUCACUGGGCCAUAAGGAAUUAAAGGUAAGAAAGGGCCAUAUUGCUAAACUGAUGGCUACCGAAUAUCAAGAUAUUGAAGGUGGAUUUGAAGAUGCAGAAGAAUAUACGUGGUCUUCAUUAUUAAACGAAGGUUUAGUGGAAUACAUUGAUGCUGAAGAAGAAGAAUCUAUAUUGAUCGCUAUGCAACCGGAAGAUCUCGAGCCUGCAGAGGCUAAUGAGGCUAAUGAUCUCGAUGUUGACCCUGCCAAACGUAUCAGAGUAUCACACCAUGCUACAACGUUUACGCAUUGUGAGAUUCAUCCAUCUAUGAUUCUUGGUGUUGCCGCAUCCAUUAUCCCAUUCCCUGACCAUAAUCAAUCUCCACGUAAUACUUACCAAUCUGCAAUGGGUAAGCAAGCUAUGGGUGUGUUCCUAACAAACUAUAAUGUGCGUAUGGAUACUAUGGCCAAUAUUCUAUACUACCCUCAAAAACCAUUGGGUACUACACGUGCAAUGGAAUACCUAAAGUUCAGAGAAUUACCUGCAGGUCAAAAUGCCAUUGUCGCUAUUGCAUGUUACUCGGGGUAUAACCAAGAAGAUUCUAUGAUUAUGAAUCAGUCUUCAAUUGAUCGUGGACUGUUCAGAUCCCUAUUUUUCAGAUCCUAUAUGGAUCAAGAAAAGAAGUACGGUAUGUCUAUAACGGAGACUUUUGAGAAACCACAACGUACAAACACUCUAAGAAUGAAACAUGGUACAUACGAUAAGUUAGACGAUGACGGUCUAAUCGCACCUGGUGUCAGAGUUUCAGGAGAAGAUGUGAUUAUUGGUAAAACCACACCAAUUUCACCAGAUGAAGAAGAACUCGGUCAAAGGACCGCAUACCAUUCUAAACGUGAUGCUUCUACGCCAUUGAGAAGUACCGAAAACGGUAUCGUUGAUCAAGUUUUAGUCACAACAAACCAAGAUGGGUUAAAAUUUGUUAAAGUUCGCGUAAGAACUACAAAGGUUCCUCAAAUUGGUGACAAAUUUGCCUCUCGUCACGGUCAAAAGGGUACUAUUGGUAUCACAUAUCGUAGAGAAGAUAUGCCAUUUACAGCAGAAGGUAUUGUUCCGGAUUUAAUCAUUAAUCCUCACGCUAUUCCAUCUCGUAUGACUGUUGCCCAUUUAAUUGAAUGUUUGUUGAGUAAAGUCGCAGCACUAUCCGGUAAUGAAGGUGAUGCCUCUCCUUUCACAGACAUUACAGUAGAAGGUAUAUCUAAACUACUGCGUGAACAUGGGUAUCAAUCUCGUGGGUUUGAAGUUAUGUAUAACGGUCACACGGGUAAAAAGCUAAUGGCCCAAAUUUUCUUUGGUCCCACAUAUUAUCAACGAUUAAGACAUAUGGUGGAUGACAAGAUCCAUGCCAGAGCACGUGGUCCAAUGCAAGUAUUGACAAGACAGCCAGUAGAGGGUAGAUCAAGAGACGGUGGUUUAAGAUUCGGUGAGAUGGAACGUGAUUGUAUGAUUGCUCAUGGUGCUGCCUCAUUCUUGAAGGAGAGAUUAAUGGAAGCAUCCGACGCCUUUAGAGUCCAUAUUUGUGGUAUUUGCGGGCUGAUGACUGUUAUCGCUAAAUUAAAUCAUAACCAAUUCGAAUGUAAGGGAUGUGAUAACAAGAUAGAUAUCUACCAAAUUCAUAUUCCAUACGCUGCAAAGUUGUUAUUCCAAGAACUGAUGGCCAUGAACAUUACACCACGUUUAUAUACCGAUCGUUCGAGAGAUUUUUGA